AUGCAACCUGAUUUUGAUUCUCAAGAUGACUCUGGGGUUAAUAAGUACAGUGACUCCCCGGAAUUUGAUGCGUUAAAGGAUCGUAUAAUUGAGCAGUUGUUUGAAAUCAAUGGGCAGAUAAACACCAUUAACCAGUUUAGUUCAACUUUGGAAAAGUUUUUGAAUAAUGAGGGAGAUAAUUCUCUAAAUGUAAAAGUUAUAGAUAACAUUGAUAAAAAAGCUAUUCAAAAUAUUGAAAAGAUUAAAGGGCUGAUAAGUGUAAUAAAUGAAGAAGUUUGUAAAGUUGAGAAGAUCGAGGUUGCAGAGCUGAACCAACUACAAAUAAUUGCAAAGGAUAAAAUAAUAAGAGAUAUACGUUCUUCCAUAAAAGAGUUUCAGAAUUUACAAAAACGUUACACUGCGUUGAUAAAAAGAAUCAAUGAAAAGGCUAGACUUCAAUUGGAGAAUAAACAUGCAUUGUUAGUCGAAGAAGAAAAUGAGGCAACUCAGCAUGUAGGUCAAGCUCCAGUACAAAUACAAAACAAAAAUAUAGUCAUUCCAAGAGAAAGUAUUAAUAAUGAAGAAUUUGCAUACCAACAGAAUCUGAUACGACAAAGAGAUGAAGAGAUUAUAAAUAUUGAAAGAGGUAUAACUGAAAUAAAUGAUAUUUUUACUGAUCUCAGUAACGUUAUCCAAGAUCAAGGUAUGAUUGUUGACAACAUUGAAGCAAAUAUUUAUUCUACUUUGGAUAAUACCCAGUUAGCAUCUAAUGAAUUAAAUAAAGCAAUGAGAUACCAAAGAAAAUCAAGCAAAUGGUGUUUGUAUUUGUUGAUGAUCUUAACAAUAAUGCUUUUUUUUAUGAUGUUAGUUAUUCUUAUUUAG
This is a messenger RNA of Tetrapisispora phaffii CBS 4417, 861 nucleotides long. It is a transcript of the gene PEP12, whose product is annotated as SNAP receptor PEP12. NCBI's taxonomy places the organism in Eukaryota, Fungi, Ascomycota, Saccharomycetes, Saccharomycetales, Saccharomycetaceae. The coding region runs from base 1 to 861 and encodes 286 amino acids. Gene Ontology annotation, biological process: vesicle fusion; intracellular protein transport; Golgi to vacuole transport. Gene Ontology annotation, cellular component: membrane; SNARE complex; endomembrane system. The record is from RefSeq and is a predicted model, not a curated record. The transcript has a single exon. Gene Ontology annotation, molecular function: SNARE binding; SNAP receptor activity.